This is a messenger RNA of Fonsecaea erecta, 1890 nucleotides long. RefSeq lists its product as hypothetical. The record is from RefSeq and is a predicted model, not a curated record. Lineage: Eukaryota; Fungi; Ascomycota; Eurotiomycetes; Chaetothyriales; Herpotrichiellaceae. The coding region runs from base 1 to 1890 and encodes 629 amino acids. The transcript is spliced from 2 exons.
AUGGCAAAGCCGCGUCCUGUCCCUGUCUGGAAUCCGCCCUCGGACGAUUUGUUAGAUGGCUCGCAGCAGGGUUCCGAGGCUGGUCUUGCCGCGACAAGCACACCUGUCGGAGGUCACAGCUUGGCUAACUCUCCCGGUCUGCCUCCUCGUGGCUAUUCAGCCCUCGACGAUGGUCUUCCCGUGAUAAGCACACCCGUGGAAGGUCGUAGCUUGGCUAACUCUCCCGAUCUGCUUCCUUAUAGCUAUUCAGCCCUCUACCCUGGUCUUCCCGCAGUAAGCACACCUGUCAGAGGUCGCAGCUUAGCCGACUCUCCCGGUUCUCCUCCUUAUGGCCACUCAUUCCCCCUCAACUCCGUGAGAGACCGCGAGGGAAGUACCAAAUCGGGCGGACGCGGACGCUGUGGAGAUCCCACCAAGGUUGACCGUAGCAGCAAAACUACCAGCAACAAAUAUCACAAAGCCGUCUUUCCCGGGAUGAGAGUUCCAGUCUACAUGCACAAAGAUCGCAAGGGAGAUAAGCGAGUUGGUUAUGGAGAUCACAGUGGACUUACCCAAUCCUGGGAUUCUGAACGCGUCCCCAUCAUGUCUGUCCAAUGCCCCCUCCCUGGUGGUACGGCGGUCACUACGACUACCGAUCCGGUGCAGAAAGUCAGUUGGGGCCCUACCAGCAGGAUCGAGGCGAGCGAUGAAGCACGCGAGUUGAUCAACCUUUGGCGUGAGGCCCUGAAGGACGCAAAGAAAGCCAAAGGCAAAGGCAAAGACAGCGAGUUGGACGAGAGCAAUGACGCCACGAGGAACAAGUCCAUCAGGACAAAGAAAGUGAAGAAAGUUGAUGAUGAUGCUGCCGCACCUGACACCGGUUUUCAAUCUUACGGGACGUUUGCUGUCCACAAUAUCCCCAAUCCUCCGCGCCGCCACCUGAUACCUCCACCCCCAACCCCCCCUGAAACUAUUUUCCACAGGACGAAGUCGGUGGCAGCGGCUCUGUCGAUGCCUACACUUCCGAACACCCACCCUAUGUCUGUACAACAGCUGGUCGAACAGUAUCGCCUCCAGCACGCCGCAGACCCAAAGACGUUCGAAAAGGAAACCCGUGCCAUCAAGAUGGACCUUAUGGCUGCGAAGGUUGCGAGAGGGGGAACAGCGCGCUUGUUGCUCAACGAAUACACGGUUGAUUUGGCCAGCCGUGAGGAUGCGGAGCUUGCAGAGAAAUGGGCCAGAGGCCAAGAGAGAAAUUUCGGGAUCUCGGAUAUGAGAAGCAGAGCCAACAGUAUGCUAGCGGCUGCAGCCAGAGCCGAGCAUGAGGCAUCCUCAGCCUCGGCCUCGAGUGUCUCCCACGUCGAACGGAGGUCCAAGUCGUCGCUGCGCAAUAUCCAAUUGAAGCUCUCACGCCUCGACCUCCCGGAGCACGUCAGCAAAAUCACCACUUACGGCAGCGUUCGUCACCAACACUCUGUCAAGCGCGAGGUUGACGACCACGGCGAGAAGCGCACAGUCAAGACGUGGAUUGAGAUCACCGAAGUUUUUGAGGUGCCACACGCUCAGUCGCUUACCUUGAAGGAUGUGGCUGCAGCGGUUGAUGCAGACGCCGAGGGCCAAGACAGCAACGAAGAGAUUCGGGGAGGCGAGAGUGACGAGGAAGGGUACGCCUCCAGCUCCCGUUCCCUGUCACUUUCAUCCUGGCCCAUGGGCGAGUCUGUCAAUGCGUUCAGCGCCCGGGGCAGACGCCACUACGACUCUAACGAGACGGAGGCUGAAGCACUCUUCACUUCGCUCUCGUGCUUGGACGAUGUCAAUAGCCCCCAGAGCAUUACGCAGGUGAGUGGCGACUUGAGAGCGUUGAUGGCCGGCUUGAGGUCGGAUGGGCAGUUGAAGGUGCACCAGGCUUGA